UGUAGCCGGUUAAUAAGUCAACGCAAUAAACAUAUCGUCUGCACGUCUCGCGUUCGCUGGGAAGUAUGGCAAACACCUCAUAGAUACACAAUAAACACGGAUCUAGACUAUGUCUAUUAUGGAUCUAUUUCAAAAAACGACCCUACCUUAUCUACCGUACCUCAGCAAGAUGGCUGGGGGGGGACUACCCCAGCUGGUUCUGAGCGAGGGGCAGGAAUACACUCAAAGUGUAUUCCUGCCUCUAACUCACAACCGUGGCCGAUUUAGUAUCUCCGAUUAACCUGUAUGCAUGUUUUUCGGAUUGGGGAAACCUAGGUGGACACGGGGAGAACAUGCAAACUCCGCACAGAGCCGAGAUUCGAUAUCACGACCUUCUUACUGUGAGGCGACAGCGCUACCCACUGAGCCACCGUGCCACCGAUUACAAUGCUUGCUUGGUAAACUAUCAAGGAUCAUCAACGAUGACGUGCCCUUAGCCUCAUAGCUCCAGGCUAGCUCCCGUAAUUAGUGCUGUUCGGUUGUUCCCGGUUUAGCAAUGGCGACCUUCUACACCCGCUGUCAAUAGGAGCUCCCAAAUAUAAACAUCACUCGCGUUCAUAGGAUUUUCACAACGACAACGACAACGACUAAAGACUCAACCGGCAAAUUGGAGAAAGGCUAUUCAUUACAUGCCAUGUGUAUUUUUGCAACUACCAAGCAAUCCGCCAGGCCGUCUCCAGAUCUCUCGUGGCACGCUACCGGAAAUGCGCAAGGCAUCGGUCCGUCUGCCUGUAACUGAUGGAAGAUGGAGCCUGUGGAGGGCACACAGAAACGACCUGCUCCUUCACUCUUGUGCACUCGGGGGGGCACAUACUCUGUCCAAACGCCGUAUGGCUACCAGCUGGACCUGGACUUCCUGAAGUAUGUGGAGGAGAUAGAGAGCGGCUGUAAGGGCUGGGCUCCCCGCAGGCCCCAGUGCAGACCCCCCCAGAGGGGUCCCAGAACAAGUCCCAGGUGGGGCAGGGUGGAGCAGGCGCUGAUGGAAGUGAGCCAGAGACUCCAGCUGGCAAGGCUGGCCCGGUCCGACAGCCUGGCAGAACUGGGCGAGCCCGACAUCCCGCAUGUCUCUCCUAGCAACUCCUCAGACCCAGAGUUCUGCCAAUCACAUGCAUCCUCUCCCCUUAGCCCCACAUACAGCCCAGCCUGCAGUGAUGACCCUGCUAGCAGCCAGGACUCAGGGGUGGGGCCAGACCUGGCCGAGCUGGGAAAGGGGGGGCGGCGGGGGGAAGCAGGCAGAUUGGGGCGGGACUGGUGGUCUGUUGCUGUGGGAGAUGACAGGCCCCUGGAGGAGAGCAGGGACUUACGGGAUGUUGCCGUGGCGACGGAGCUUGUGGAGACCUGUGAAAUAGGAGUUGGGACGGAUGAGGCCUCAUCUGUGCCAAAGGGCCAGACGGAGAGGGAGCUGGAUGCCCUGCGGCACACCGUGGAGAUUCAGCGCCAGCGUAUCCAGGACCUGGAGGCCCAACUCAGCCUCGCUCAGCAACAACAGGAAACACGGAGGCCUGAGCAGGAACAGGAAGCGCUGAAGCCUCAGCAGGAACAGGAUAAGUCACAAACAGGGGGAGGGAAGGUGUGUACCAAAGCACUGAUGCACAAGACUCAGGUGGAAACAGAGCCCUGUCCAGGCUGCACCUGGGCAAGUAGUCACUUGGAAUUACCUGAAGACACAGGUGGCUGUAAGGUGCAGGGGUUUCUUGGACAAGGUGCUGGCAGUACCCAGAGCGCCACACUCCAGCAAAAUGACCAGAGCACUCAGACAGACUUCACUGGGAGCCUGAGAGAAAAUGCUUCACUGACAGUGACCAGCAGGGGGAGUCAGUGGGAGAGCCCUGAUGAGGACAAGGACAAAUCCAUCAUCCCUGCAGUGCAAAAUGGGGAGGUCAUGCCAUCCAAACCAGCUGCAGGUAUGCCGAAGUCCAUUAUGAAAAGGCCAGGUGAGGACAGGGCUUCAAGGCUCAGUGCUGGCCACAGAAAGUGCCUGCAGUUUGUGGGGAUACUUAAGGGAGGGUAUGAGUCAACCUCCAGCGAGGAAGAGGAAGAUGAAGAAGAAGGCAGCUUCUCAGGAGCCUCAGACAGCAGUGGAGGAGCGGAGGAGUCUCUGGAAGACUCCUCCUUUCAGGAGAGGAACAUCAACCCAGACAGCGGAAACGAACCAGAGAUUGAAGAGGAAAAAGAGAAGUUCGAGCUGAGUGCUAAAUGGGCUUCACUGUGUCCCAGGUUCGAGCUGAGUGCUAAAAUGCGGGAGGCCUGUCUCAUCCUGAAGAGCCACCUGGAUGAUGACAUCAGCGCUGUGCACGGGGACGUUGUGCUGUCCAGCAGUCACACUGUGGAGCUGGAAUGGUUCCGAGUGUCCAGCUCUAAGACCGCCAGACCUGCCCAUGUGACCAGUUUCCUGGUGGCCUUCUCUCAGCUGUUUCCUGGCUUGGUGGAGUGCGUGGUCAACAUGGCCGACCUCAACGGCAACACCGCUCUGCACUACAGCCUUUCCUAUUCGAACUUUGCAGUGGUCCGUGUCCUACUGGACACCGGUGUGUGCUGUGUCGACCAGUGGAAUAAGGCCGGGUACACACCUGUCAUGCUGGCAGCUGUGGCCACAAUGAGAACAGCAGACAACAUGCAGCUGAUCAGACGGCUCUUCAGCCAGGGCAACGUCAAUGCCAAGGCCAAACAGACAGGCCAGACGGCGCUCAUGCUGGCGGUCGCUCGCAGGCGGAUGGAGAUGGUGUGGGCGCUGCUGGACAGCGGGGCGGAUGUGAACGCUCAGGAUGGGGAGGGAUGCACCGCCCUGAUGAGCGCCUGCCAGCACGGCCACGCCCACACAGUCUCUUUGCUCCUACAGCACCCCCGCUGUGACAUCACCCUGAGGAACAAUGCUGGGGAUACUGCACUCUCCAUUGCUCUGGGGGCCUCGCGCAGUGACAUUGCUGUGCUGCUUUACACUCAUAUGAACAGAAGCAUCCCUCCUCCCACUCCCACAGCCCUGAGUUCCACUUCCAUGAGAUCCACCCCCUCCACAACAGAAUCAGAGACCACCAAGGCUAUCUCUGGAAGACCCCCUUUACCCAAAAAGAUGGGGAUACAGAGGCGGCAUGAAGCUGCAAAGACGGAGAAACUGAAAGGACGUUCCACUCUUCCUGCAAACAGCCAAACUGUUUAAAAAAUAUAUCAAAGCAUUUAUAAUUCCUCCAUAAAACACAUCAGCCAGUGUUGUUUUCUACCAACACUGUACAAGUGGUACAAGACCACUGUGCUAAACCAAUAUUAACAAUAAUACUUUUCUGAUAUUUUAAAUGUGACAUAAUACAGCAUUUUAAGUUAAUUCAUCCCUUAAUGCUACAUUUUCAUCCACUUUUUAUGUACAAAAUGUAGAUCAUAUUUUAGCAGUUGACUGAUGCAGAACAGGCUUCUGAUAGAGAGGAAUGGGGCUUCUGGUCAGGAGUGCUGAAGCACAUUGGUUUGGAACCUCUCAAUCUCUCUAUGCUCUGCCCCACUGCCCACGUUCAAACUGCUCAUCCCGCCACUGGACUGUGCUGUCCAGGACUAUUCCCCCUAUCCCCAGAACCACUGGACUGUGCUGUCCAGGACUAUUCCCCCUAUCCCCAGAACCACUGGACUGUGCUGUCCAGGACUAUUCCCCCUAUCCCCAGAACCACUGGACUGUGCUGUCCAGGACUAUUCCCCCUAUCCCCAGAACCACUGGACUGUGCUGUCCAGGACUAUUCCCCCUAUCCCCAGAACCACUGGACUGUGCUGUCCAGGACUAUUCCCCCUCUCCCCAGAACCACUGGACUGUACUGUCAGACAGCACAACAACAAUUAACCCAUGAGGAUUAAAGGGACAGCACACUAUAUUUCAGUGUGUGCACACAUGCUACUGUACAGCUACAAUGUCUCUAAUUCGGUACCUUUAGAACGCUACCUGUGCAAGAGGAUUUACCUACAAGUGUUUUCUCAUAUCUUCAUGAAACUGUGCAAUACAAGUGGUGGUUGGUGUAUAUCACAGUACAUGAUUGUGCAAAUGAGAUUUUAUGAAUUUGUGGAUAAACAUCACGUAAAUAUCUUUGAUGUUUUCAGUCAUUUUUGUUGCCCUUGAUUCUUUAGUCUUUCUUCUAUUUGUUUAAUCAUUUUUUUGUUUUGUCAUUCUUAAUUCACACACUACUGCCCCCUUGCAAACACAUGCCUUGACAAUGCACCGUUGGAUAUUACACUCUGGUUUUAUGAAAGUAAGAAAAAACAAAUUGACAUUUUCAUUUAACCAAUCAAACAAAUUGAAAUAUAAGGAUAUGUAGAAAACUAUGUUCUGAAUUUAUGCACUAAUGUUUCCAUAUUUAUGGCAAAUCAUGAGCAGCUAGCUGCUCAGGUAAGGACAGUUGCCAUGGCAACAGCCUCCAUGCUUCAUGUGACAUGAGGACAAUAUGGAGCCUGGCAGGGCUGUUCGAGUGGCCAAGACAUCAGCCUCAUACGUAAAUGCUUCUA
Molecule: messenger RNA, 4515 nt
Organism: Anguilla anguilla (European eel)
Lineage: Eukaryota; Metazoa; Chordata; Actinopteri; Anguilliformes; Anguillidae
Product: KN motif and ankyrin repeat domain-containing protein 2-like
Exons: 12
Coding region: 785-3196 (803 amino acids)
Biological process (GO): negative regulation of actin filament polymerization
Cellular component (GO): cytoplasm; cytoskeleton
Molecular function (GO): protein binding
Source: RefSeq, a predicted model, not a curated record